AAUUUUUUUUUAUUUUUUUUUGCGAAACCUCGGCCUACUAAUUCAAUACGUUAUUUGUCUCAAAGAAAAAAAAGGAAACAGUCGGAUUGCUCAGGAAACUUGGACCCCAAGUUGCCGACCACACGACAAGAACUGACGAACCCGAACACUAACCCGUGUCCGCCAAGGAAGGGAAGCCCCCGGUGUGUAUAAAUUGUCCAUCUGGCCUCGACGCACAGAACCACGAAAAGCAAACCAAAGGAACCGAGCAAACAUGCGUCGCGAGGGACGGCAGCGAGGGUGGGUGCGCGUGUACGACCGCGAGCUGGUCGACCCGGAGGGCAAGCGCCGCGCCGUGCACGCCGUGGAGGGCCCGGCGGUGGCCAACGGCGGGUUCAUCAGGGCGCCGCGGAAGCCGACCAACCAGUCCAAGUCCGGCGGCCUCCGCGCGCUCGGCAGGAGCGGCAUCGCGCAAGAGGAGAAGGAGGAGGAGCCGCAGGCCCUUCCGCCGACGAUGGCCGCGCGCUUCGGGUACUACUACUCGACGGGAUUGCAGUCGCCGUUCAAGUUCGAGUCCGCCAUGUACACAACUACAAGAAAGUGGAGAUCCGUCCGCCGGCGGCAGCGCGCUUCGGGGGAAGAUCGUCGUGCAAGGCGGGGCGCAAGUUCAGGCACGACGAGGUCAAGAAGUACUACCUCGACGCGGCCGACGUCCUCGAUGGGCAGCUCGAUUAUCUUCAUGACUUCGAUUCGUGAGCGCUCGGAACGGAGGUGCAUUGUCCGGUCCCUAUGCCAACAGAAGGAUUUUUGUUUUUGCUCCUCAAGUUCGACAUGAGGAAUGGGGAGUUGUAUACUGGAUCCAGUGGUGUAUCUAAUAAAAAUGAGACUUUUUUGUGUGU
This is a messenger RNA of Aegilops tauschii subsp. strangulata, 878 nucleotides long. RefSeq lists its product as uncharacterized. The record is from RefSeq and is a predicted model, not a curated record. NCBI's taxonomy places the organism in Eukaryota, Viridiplantae, Streptophyta, Magnoliopsida, Poales, Poaceae.